Messenger RNA from Oncorhynchus masou masou (cherry salmon), 2248 nucleotides. Its product is annotated as cerebellar degeneration-related protein 2-like. Bases 451 to 1983 code for a protein of 510 amino acids. The transcript has 6 exons. Lineage: Eukaryota; Metazoa; Chordata; Actinopteri; Salmoniformes; Salmonidae. The record is from RefSeq and is a predicted model, not a curated record.
UAACAACAGCUGGCGGGGGGAAUUAUGAGUGGCAUUUGCCAGUGUCACACAUUUGUUCAGUGAACGUACACGUCUCAAUAUUGUACAAUUUAUUUCGUACGUUCUCUAUUUUUGUUGGCCGACAGUGCUGUCGUUGCGUAUAGGGACUUGCUUACAGUGUCCAGUUUGUGGGUGCAUUUUGUCGGCCUUGAGAUAUUAAUUUAGUGUCAGGUGCGGUAAAUUGAUGUAUCUGUCUCAUUCGAAUGGUUCAUUGCAGAAUGUUGGGGCCAGGUGCGCCCGCGGCUUUCACAGUGAAUGAUAAAGGUUGAUGAAAGCCAGGGUUACGCUUUGGGAGGCUGCGCAGUUCGAGAUUUCUUGAUCAUACGAGGCAUGCUUUCGCUUCCGGGCUAGCGGUCAGAGAUGUUCGAGCAGAGCGCACAGUGAACAUCCACAACGAUAGACCGAGCAUCGAUGCUUCGUGCAGGCAGGAUGGAGGAGUGUGUUACGGAGGAAGAUGAACCAUGGUACGACCAACGGGAUUUGGAGCAGGAUCUGCACCUUGCAGCUGAGCUGGGGAAGACCCUUUUGGAGCGCAACAAGGAGCUGGAGGACUCCCUACAACAGAUGUACAUCAACAAUGAGGAACAGGUGCAGGAGAUCGAGUACCUGUCCAAGCAGCUGGAGAUGCUGAGGGAGAUGAACGAGCAGCAUGCCAAAGUCUACGAGCAGCUAGACGUGACGGCCAGAGAGCUGGAGAUCACCAAUGAGAAACUGGUUAUAGAGAGCAAGGCCUCGCAGCAGAAGAUAGACAGGUUGACGGGUACCAUGGAGACACUGCAGGCUCAGGUGGAUACCAUGACAGCUCGUGUGGAGGAACUACGUACACUAGAGGAGCUGAGGAACCACAGAGAGGAGCGGGAGCGACGCAAGACUGUCCACUCCUUCCCCUGCCUUAAAGAACUCUGCACUGCACCAAAGUAUGAGGAUGGCUUCCUGGUGGCCAACCCCGGCAGUGUGGACCUGGUGUCUGAGCGUGAGCGCCGGCCGCUGGACGAGGAGAACGAGCGUCUAAAAGGUGUGGUCUCCUCCCUGAGGUCCGCCAUGGUGGCAGAACGGGGCCGGAGGGAGGGGGCAGAGAGGGAGUGCACAGCUGUGCUGCAGGAGUUUGAGCUUAUGGAACAACGCCUCCUGGGGGCUGAGGGCUGCCAGCUGCGAGUGCAGGAGCUGGAGGCGGAGCUUCAGGAGAUGCAGCAGCUGAGGAGGUCCCGGGUCUGUCUGUUGGAUGAGGGUCUGGAGCAGACCCUGCUCAACAAUGCCCCCGAGACCGACACACCCGAGGAGGGACCGGGGAAAAAGGAGGGAGGGGAGGGGACGGGGGAGUCCGGGGGAACAGGAGGAGGGGUGCAGCAGGGAGGCCCCGUGAGGAAGAGCUGCAGCGACACGGCGCUCAACGCCAUCUCAGCCUGCGACACCUCUGGCAGGCGACAGGGCAGCUACGCAAUCCACGCCAACGGCGUGCGCAAGCGCGGCAUGUCCAUCCUGAGGGAAGUGGACGAGCAGUACCACGCCCUGCUGGAGAAGUACGAGGAGUUGCUGGGGAAGUGCCGGCGCCAUGAGGAGAGCAUGUGCCAUGCGGGGGUGCAGACGUCACGCCCUGUCUCUAGAGACCCCUCCAUGAAGGACUGUGGCAUGGCCACCCCCGGCCCCUCAGCCAUGGCUGCUGCACCCCCACCCCGCCCCCAGACCCCCUCCACCCCAGAGGCCCUGGAGGGCAUCAGCCGGCAGGUAGACCAGGUGGACAAGAGGCUGGGCCAGAACACCCCAGAGUACAAGGCCCUGUUCAAAGAGAUCUUCUCCCGCCUGCAGAAGACCAAGAGUGAAGUGAACUCCACCAAGGGUUGGAAGUCCCCAAGGGUUGGAAGUCCCCAAGGGUUGGAAGUCCCCAAGGGUUGGAAGUCCCCAAGGGUUGGAAGUCCUAAGGGGAAAAAGUCCAAAGACAAAUGAGCUGCUUUUGUGAUACUAGUGAACAUGACCUCUCCUGAUACUACUGAACAUGACCUCUCCUGAUACUACUGAACAUGACCUCUCCUGAUACUACUGAACAUGACCUCUCCUGAUACUACUGAACAUGACCUCUCCUGAUACUACUAAACAUGACCUCUCCUGAUACUACUAAACAUGACCUCUCCUGAUACUACUAAACAUGACCUCUCCUGAUACUACUAAACAUGACCUCUCCUGAUACUACUAAACAUGACCUCUCCUGAUA